Messenger RNA from Aphanomyces invadans, 1929 nucleotides. RefSeq lists its product as hypothetical. The transcript is spliced from 6 exons. The record is from RefSeq and is a predicted model, not a curated record. The coding region runs from base 1 to 1929 and encodes 642 amino acids. Lineage: Eukaryota; Oomycota; Saprolegniomycetes; Saprolegniales; Verrucalvaceae.
AUGGCUCACACUCUCGCUGUGGCUCGAACAGGGCGCACCGCUCGGGAAGUAUUAAGGUGCUUUCCACACUGCUGCCCCACGCACUCCCAUGGCAAGUUUUGUACGACGUCGAUCGACUUGAAACUGACCGACGUGGACUCGCCCGUGCCGAAUGUGCUGGCGUUCGCCCGCUUCCAAGAGGCAACGACGAGGGUGUUCCAGGCAGGGGAUGUCGUCGAUGCGUCGUUCAUUGUGGGUAGCUGCAGGACGACUCAAAACCCAAAGGGCGAGUGGAUUCCAAGCCAUUCGUCGUACCACAACGAGGCCAAACGAGAGAUGGUGUUUCAGCUCCACCAUGAACCGGGGGGAUGGCACUACGGGUGGGUCGGUUCUGCCAACCAAGUGCACCGCGCUUGCCUUCAUCGAUUCGUGGUACCGACGACUUGCUCGUGGUCUCCGCUCAAGCGACAUCGGCAGGGAUACGUGGUGGAAUGGCAUGACUCGACCAAGCUUCGCGUCGUUGUGUCCACUGCGUCGCCGCCAUUCAUUAUCAUGUCGUACCGCCGCGCAUGCUACGCGUGCCAGAAGCAUCGCCCCCAGAAGGAUGGAAAGCCGUCCGACGCCGUGCUCGAAUGCGUCUGCGAUGGGGCAUUCAAUCUCGAUCGGUCGACGGCAUCGAGCGAAGGCACGGUCGUGGUGGGUCCUGCCGGACGAUCCGAUCGAAUCACCGACGACUCGUUGGACGAUGUGGCGGCAAUCGAGCGCCACCUGCGCGUCUUCAUGGCGUUCAUUUCCGUUCCGUCCAUCCAUUUCUUUUCGGCCCAGUUGCCCACACUCGACGAUUGUAUCCGAAGUGGGCUGGUCCACCCCAUGGUGGCUGCUCACGACCUCCGCACAGACGACUUGCCUCCAUUGCAUGUCCCCCUAUCCAUCGUUCGCCCGGACGUGGCCGCCCCCCUCGUGGCCGACGCCAACCUGGAAUCGCUCAAGGCGUUGUGUGUUGACGUGGCGCUGUCCACCGUGACCUUUGCCGCGUUCAAGCUCAACGCCAAGCUCUUCUCCGACAACGCCGAACGCCUCUUGGACCGCGACGCCCUGUACGACGCAUACGUUGAAUGGAUCGAGCUGUGCCAUCACGCCAUGGCCGACCGACUCCAGCGCUUCAACACUUCGUUGGCCCAACUUACCGAUGCCAUCAUCCACGCGACCACCACCCACCACGACGAAUGGAAGCCCCUCAGCACCUCGAUCACGGCCCUCCUCGACGAUCCACGCGGCAGCACCACACCCGAGUUUGACUACUUUGUCGCGCAGCUGCGAGAAGUGUACAUGGCUGAAAACCACCCGCCGCUGCGAUCCGCAUUCCCAUCCUCCAAGUCCCCCUUUGACGGGCGAUGGAUGUACUACACGACCACGUCGGUCGUGUAUGCCGCGACAACGUCCCCCGAGUUGGAUUUUUCGCUCGCGACGUUUUUGCGCUGUGUCACGAUGGGCUAUUCGUUUCAAUUGCGCGUCGUCGGCCAUGUCGUCCAGAUGCGGUCGGACCUGUCCUUGUUCGACACAGUGUGGGCCGAAUUCAUCUUGGACUCGACGGCGCGAGUGUUUCGUGUGUUUCCAAAUGGAGAAAGCAGCAUGGCCCGGCUGUCGGGGCAUCUCCACGGGGACUACAUUGGCCGCGUGGUCAACACGGACGUGCGGGAAAUCUGCAUGGACUUGUUCAGCUGGCCUUUGGAUGGCUGCACCACCAUCCACCGCAUCACGGUGAAGCUACAGCCUACCCACCACCCGUUCGAGUUGGCAGUGUCGUUUGCCGUUGGGGUGGCCACGUCCGUGGCAGGCGACACCCCAGACUAUUCUGUCUUGUCGGCCUCAGACCGGUAUACCAGCUACGUUGCGCACGACGAGACUGCGAUUGCGAAUGUUCAAGCCCUCUACAGACUAUGCACGUGA